Molecule: messenger RNA, 594 nt
Organism: Cheilinus undulatus (humphead wrasse)
Lineage: Eukaryota; Metazoa; Chordata; Actinopteri; Labriformes; Labridae
Product: dnaJ homolog subfamily C member 5-like
Exons: 4
Coding region: 1-594 (197 amino acids)
Source: RefSeq, a predicted model, not a curated record
AUGUCUGACAGCAGGCAGCGAACGUUGUCCACCUCUGGGGAGUCUCUGUAUCAGAUCCUGGCUCUUCAGAAAGGUUGCAGCCAUGAUGAUAUCAAGAAGUCCUACAGGAAGUUGGCGUUGCGGUACCACCCUGAUAAGAACCCGGAUGACCCGGAGGCGGCGGAGAAGUUUAAGGAGCUGAAUGCGGCCCACGCCGUCCUGUCCGAUCUGACCAAGAGAAACAUCUACGACUCGUACGGCUCUCUGGGACUCUACGUAGCUCAGCAGUUUGGAGAGGACAACGUCAACACCUACUUCAUGCUGUCCACCUGGUGGGCUAAGGGUCUGUUUGUGGUGUGUGGGAUCUUGACUGGCUGUUACUGCUGCUGCUGUCUCUGCUGCUGUUGUAACUGUUGCUGUGGGAAACUGAAGCCGCCGCCCACAGGUGAGGGGGCAGAACCAGAGUACGUCUCACCUGAUGACCUGGAGGAGGAGCUACGCAAUGAGCCCGAUAACGACAUGGAAGCCCCAGUCCUUCAGCAGCCGACCAACGCCAGUGAGAAAACUCAGCUGAUCACUGAUGGACAUCGGAGAUACGGAGACACCUACACCUGA